GGGGUUCUUCAUGUAUACUGGGAAAGUGCAAAAACUCUAAGCCCCAAAUAAUUCUGAACCCAGAUCUCUAGAAAUGGACUACAAAUCCAAGAAUCUCGUGGCAGAGAGGAAGCGGCGGAAGAAGCUCGGUGAUAGACUCUUGAAUCUGCGAGCAUUAGUCCCAAGAAUUACAAACAUGAAAAAGGAGACCAUAAUUGAGGAUGCGAUCAAUUACAUCCAAGAGCUGCAGGAAAAUGUCAAGUUUCUUACUGGCAAAUUGCAACUUCUGGAAGUAGAACCAUUUUCAGAAGAGGAAGCAAACCCAAAAAGAGAAGAGACUAAUACUGUAGAGGACAUGAAGAAAUGUGGUAUACAGGAAAAUGUUGAGGUGAGUUACAUGAGUGGAAACAAGGUUCAGAUUAAAAUCAUCUUUGAGAAGAAAAGAGGGAAAUUCACCAAAUUGCUGGAAGCUAUAACAUCCCGCGGCUUUCAACUCAGUGAUACCAGUAUGACUUCCUCCAAAGGAGCAACUCUUUUUUCAUCCUUUGCAGAGGUGACUUAUGAUGGUACGCUUGCAGUUGAGGAAACCAGGAAGUCGCUGCUACAGAUCGUCAGAAGCAUGCCGCAGCUUUGUAAGAAGUUAGACCCAGGUGAUUGCUGUCUUGGUGGCGCAAAACUUGGGUUAAGUGAGCUGAAUACGUAUCUCUGAUAACAAAUAUUA
Messenger RNA from Pistacia vera, 700 nucleotides. Its product is annotated as transcription factor DYT1-like. Gene Ontology annotation, molecular function: protein dimerization activity; DNA-binding transcription factor activity; sequence-specific DNA binding. The transcript has 6 exons. Gene Ontology annotation, biological process: regulation of DNA-templated transcription. Gene Ontology annotation, cellular component: nucleus. The coding region runs from base 74 to 688 and encodes 204 amino acids. The record is from RefSeq and is a predicted model, not a curated record. Lineage: Eukaryota; Viridiplantae; Streptophyta; Magnoliopsida; Sapindales; Anacardiaceae.